AUGAAACUCAGCAUCAUUCCUCAGGAGCCAACGCUUUUCAGGGGCAGUGUAAGGAGCAACGUCGAUCCUCUGGGUCUGUACACAGAUCAGGAUAUCUGGGAGGCGUUGGAUAAGUGCCAGUUGAAGAAGACAAUCAGUGUCCUUCCUGAACUUCUUGAGGCACCAGUGAGCGAUGACGGAGAGAACUGGAGCGCGGGCCAACGGCAGCUCUUCUGCCUCGCGCGCGUCCUCCUCAGCAGGAACAGGAUCCUGGUCCUCGACGAGGCGACGGCGUCGAUCGACUCGGCCACCGACGCCAUCCUGCAGAGGGUCAUCAAGCAGGAGUUCUCAGGGUGCACGGUGAUCACCAUAGCACACAGGGUUCCCACCGUCACAGACAGUGAUAUAGUCAUGGUUCUUUCCUACGGUAAGCUUAUAGAGUACGACAGGCCAUCAAGGCUGAUGGAAAAUGAGGACUCAUCAUUCUUUAAGCUCGUCGCCGAGUACUGGUCCAACUAUAAGUGA
Triticum turgidum subsp. durum (durum wheat) is the source of this 504-nucleotide messenger RNA. The record is from the annotation of a GenBank genome assembly. NCBI's taxonomy places the organism in Eukaryota, Viridiplantae, Streptophyta, Magnoliopsida, Poales, Poaceae.